Molecule: messenger RNA, 1362 nt
Organism: Laccaria bicolor S238N-H82
Lineage: Eukaryota; Fungi; Basidiomycota; Agaricomycetes; Agaricales; Hydnangiaceae
Exons: 3
Coding region: 1-1362 (453 amino acids)
Source: RefSeq, a predicted model, not a curated record
AUGUUGAACCCGCCGCUUUCUCUCCUCUCAGACGAUCUGCUUGCUUACAUUGUCGAACAUAUCUCAAACCUUCCAUUUUGGGAUGAGCACCUCCAUAGUCUCUCUCUCACGGAUCGGGCAUUUACGCAGAUAUGCCAAACAUACAUCUUCCGGAGCCUCGAGCUGGGCAUGGGUUCGGGAACCAAGAGCAAGAUAUCAAAGAAGCUGGCAAAGAUGAAAAAGAUUUUAGAUGACAAGCCUUCGGUCGCCAACCGUGUCCGUGUUAUUGAGAUUUGUGUCUCGCACGCACGGAAUGCAUGGCUUUUCAACGAUCCCACCCUCAUCAGCAUCCUCCAACUGCUCGCCAAGUCGUUGAUGCCACCCCAUGAGCUUCGCUUCGGCGGACCUAUGUUCUCUCGGUUAACAAUUGAGGACCCCAUACUAUUCGUGGGACGGCUCACGCAAUCAUUCUUUUCGCAAACCUUGACUACCCUCCGCCUCACCGAAUGCAAGAACGUGCCGUUGCCUCUUUUUCUCAUCUGCCCCAAGUUGAGAGAAGUGCUCCUUGACUGUGUGGGAGUUUCUGAGGAGAGCUACGAUGAGUACCCAGAGGAAUAUAGCUCUACCCGAGACCGAGAACUGCCAGCACUGGAAGUUUUCGACUAUCGCGAUUCGCACAGCCUCGUCAAACAGAUGAUUACAUCACCGCCUAGGUUUCAUACGCCAGUGGUCAUUUGGUCAAAGCUACGCAUUCUGACCCUAUCCCCGCACGAGGAGGAAGAAAUGGCUUGCUUGCAACCUAUCCUCGAUGCAGCUUGCAAUACCCUGGAGGAAUUGUAUCUCACUAGCUUACACGUUUCUGACAAAGGUAAACAACUCCCACUUGUUGGACUCUUGAACCUCAAAGAUCUUUCAAGCCUGCGCGUAUUCGCGCUUUACGCCAUCAUCAAAUGCAAUAAAAAAGAGUCCGGUGCUCUCCGCGAUAUCAAUAUCGUCCUCAGUAAAAUAUCUGCAUCCAAUCAAGUCACGAACCUUUCAUUCGACUUUUCCAUCUCCGGCAAGCACCCUUUUGGUGGAUGUCUUGAACAAGAUUGGAUCGGAUUAUGUGACGAAAUCAUCCGCAUUUCUGCCGGGAAGCCGCUCGAGUUGGAAUUGCAGACGAAGGUGUCUUCGGAGGGCUUUCAGUCCCCAGACGUUGGAGACGGCGCAGUAUACAGGCGCAUCGAGGAAACGACAGCAUCCCUUUCAGACUUUUCAAACAUUUGUUGUCACUUUUGGAACCCUACUUGUUGGUCUAGUGGGCUCGCUCCAUUCCCCCGCGGCCAAACCAACGCACCACGCGCUGAGGGCCCGCUGGCUGGGACACUCAUCCUCCGUCGUUGA